CUAAAAGGUAGCAAAUCCCGCUGAUGAAAGGAAGCCAAAUAUACGCCAGGGCAGUGCUUAUGGUUCAUAGGAUUCGCUUUGCUUCAAUAACCAAGGACAAAGCCAACACAGAUAUCUUUCAACCACUGCCAAGAGAGGAACUAGUUACUAAAUUCAAGUCGAAAUUACGUGACAGAGAGUUCACACCAGGUUCCACACAAGGCGGUUUCCCAGAGUUCCUAGCGGAACCAAGAGAUUCCUUUCCACUUGGUGUACGCGUCCCCAAUCGUGACCAGGCCUCCCUCGCUGAAUUGACUUCAAAAUGUAUGGAAUUCAUGGAAGAAAAUCAUCCACAGUGUCCAGCUAUUUUGUUUCGUGGCCUUCCAGCCCGAACAGCCGGUGACUUCUCGACUAUUGCUGGUAAAAUUUCAGGGGAGCCUUUUUCGUAUGAAGUCGGUGGCAGUACCUAUCGCCAACAAGUUGACAAAAACUUAUACCUCCAGCGAUGA
Messenger RNA from Stylophora pistillata, 488 nucleotides. RefSeq lists its product as uncharacterized. Gene Ontology annotation, molecular function: oxidoreductase activity. The record is from RefSeq and is a predicted model, not a curated record. NCBI's taxonomy places the organism in Eukaryota, Metazoa, Cnidaria, Anthozoa, Scleractinia, Pocilloporidae.